CGUAACGCUGUCUCCAGAUUCUACAGGUUUAGUUUAUGUCACUAGGGCAAGGGUUUCCACAUUUGCAGAGCGUAUAGGUCAUGCUUAUAGAUUCAUACAAGGUAUCUACAGGCGAGGCUGGAGGGAUCUAAAAUCCCGUUUGUUUAUUAUCUUACUGUAAGUAAGAUUGGCAGGGUUUGCAGAAACCGGUUUGCACUGGUGACAGUUUCAGAAUGGCUGCUUCUCUGGGACGGGGGGAUGGGAUGUGGGCUGAGACAUUUUGCAGAAUGUGUACUUGAGAGAGAAACAGUGAAGAGUAAGGCUUGGAAAAUAGAAUAGUAAAUGAAGGGGAAAAAUAAAGGGAAAGCAAAUGGGAAAGGAAAGAGUUUAGUAAAAUCAGGAAAGACCAGGAGAUAGAAAAUAAUUUUUUUAUGGAGAUAAAUGGAGUUUAUUUCAGCAAAAGGAAAGAGCAGCAAGCAGAGCACAUAGCAUUUGGCUCUGUAGUAAAGGACUCCUCCUGCAGUUUGCAGGUCACAAGUGAGCUGAGGCACAAGUGAGGAUUCUUGUAGUUCAUUGUCCUCACACAGAAACAGUUUUCCCAUGCCAGGAACCAAAGCAGUCCAAAGUAAGCCAAGACUGAGAGAAUUUUGAACAGUACUCGAGCAGGCAAACAGGAGUGCAGAGUUUACUACGCAGUACGUCUGCUCUUGACUUCCAGGAGACCUUUAUCACACAGAUAAACAUAGAAGGUAACUUAUACUAAACUCCAUCACUUGUAUCCCAGGCACCUAUUUCCAUUUAUUGCAUUUGGCAGUGCGUACCUCUAGCAAUACCGUAUAGACUGUACAUGCAUAAAAGUGCAGACUAAUCCCGGAUCAAUUUUAUUGACAUCAAUAAAGGUUUGCUCCCUGGGCAGCCCACUUUAAAGUUGACUGGGAUUUACCUACAAGGCUGUAAAUCACACCUGUGCAGAUGCACUUAGGAAGGUUUGGAAUAAAGUACACAAACACAGCCAUGGUACACAGGACUACCAGGUGCAUAAUGUAUAUGCUGAACUAAUUAAUGACUGUGGGUCUUUAGCACCCAGGUGCAAGCAGUAAAUUAACCUAUAGAAAAGCUGUCUCAGACAACUGAGAAUUCUCAUGAAAUAAAAUUGCAAAACAGCAUUUCUGAGGCAAGAGCUACUCAGCCUUGCUAAAAAAAAAACCAACCAAACACAACGCAAAGAGAGCGCCCAAAGCUUACAUAGAACUAACACAACCUCUUAGUCAACGUGGGCAGAAAAUCUCUUUUGUUUCUAUUCAGCGCCCUCUUCCCUGUUUUUCAUAUCAUGCUCCAAUGAUGGAUGUGAGUUCACACAAAAGUCCAUAAACCCUCCUGAUCUGUCAGAGGCAUUAAAUGUACGGUUACCACCCAGAUCUUUUAAUAGUGUUCUCACACUACAAAAGCUGAUAAAUCAUCUCUUUCAUGUUGCAAAACUCAUGUAUUGUGUUUGAAACCAAGUAAACAUCCCCAAACGUGCAGGAGUCUUCCUGUUUUGUUUAAAAAACCCCUGACUUUUACUUCAGCAAGAGCACAUUUUACAGGAGUAUUAUUUUGGAUUUUGCUCUUUGUGGCUAUAUUGUAUGUUCCUUACAUUGAGAUAUUAAUACCAAAAGGAAGUAAAGAGAUGGCAUAAAGUAAAAGCAUAAUUCCCUUUCUGCUCUCUUCAUUUUUUAGGGUGAGGAAAUUCUGACUCCAUUGUGAAAGGUGCUAGUGUUAGAGCAGCUGGUGCAAUGGUUUUCCAAGCAUUUUAAAGCACAUACUUGAUGCCUGAAGUUUUGUGAUUUACAAGGAGCACUGGGAGGCCAGUAUGACACCAGCAGGGCCCCCCUGGCGAGGCAGGGGGUCUCCUCCCACAGAGCGGCAGCUUGCAGGCAGGGCGGCUGCCCACAGCUAGCUUGGCUCUCAGCUCGAGUAUUACUUUUCCUAAUCAGUGUUUGCCUUGCGCAAGAGUUAUACUUAACUGAGUAUAUAAGGCAACGCGCUGAGGAGGUAAAUACGUGCCCAGCUUGCAAAAUGACAACUGGAAAGGACACAGCACUGCUGUCCUUGAUUCUCACCAUCGGGGCCGCAGCACUUGUAGCUACUGGAGAAAAAGCAGAGCAGCCAGAAGUGGUGACCAAAUACGGGAGAGUCCAAGGGUACCAAUUCAAAGUAGACGCAGCUGAGAGGAGUGUAAAUGUCUUUUUGGGACUUCCUUUUGCUAAACCUCCAGUUGGACCACUGAGGUUUUCUGAACCCCAGCCACCCGAGCCAUGGAAAGGGGUCAGAGAUGCCACUUCCUACCCGCCCAUGUGUCUACAGGAUAAAUUACAAGGACAGUUUUUUUCAGAUGUUAUUACUAAUAGAAAAGAAAAAGUUCUUCUCGAAGUGUCUGAAGAUUGCUUAUACCUCAAUGUGUACACACCCGUUUCUACAGAAAAACAAGAGAAGCUGCCUGUCUUUGUAUGGAUCCAUGGAGGUGGAUUAGUUUUUGGAGCAGCUUCAUCAUACGACGGCUCGGCGUUAGCGGCCUUUGAAAACGUGGUGGUUGUAACAAUUCAGUAUAGAUUAGGUAUCAUUGGAUAUUUUAGCACUGGUGAUAAGCAUGCCCGAGGUAACUGGGGGUAUUUGGAUCAAGUAGCAGCUCUUCAGUGGAUUCAGGAAAAUAUCGUACAUUUUGGAGGAGAUCCAGGAUCUGUCACUAUCGCUGGAGAAUCUGCUGGAGGAGUCAGCGUUUCUGCUCUUGUCUUAUCUCCCCUGGGAAAGGGCUUGUUCCAUAAGGCCAUUUCAGAGAGCGGUACUGCAAUCAGGGUUUUGUUCACUGACCAGCCUGAGGAGGAUGCACAAAGAAUUGCUACUGCCUUUGGCUGCGAAAAAUCCAGUUCAGCUGCAAUGGUUGAAUGCUUAAGAGGAAAAACAGAAGAAGAGAUAAUUCAGACAACACUAAAAAUGGAUUUGACAACACUGCAGCUAUGCUCUACCUCACCUGAAAACUGUAAACAGCCUUCCCUGUUCAUCAGUGCAUCUGCAGAUGGUGUAUUUUUUCCGAAGAGUCCCAGACAAUUACUAUCUGAAAAAGUGAUCAAUGCAGUCCCGUAUAUAAUAGGAGUAAAUAACUGUGAAUUUGGAUGGGUACUUCCUAUGACAAUGAAAUUUCCUGCUUACACAGAUGGUCUGGAUAAAGAUGUUGCACGUCAAAUUUUACAGAGCUCCUUAGCAUUAUCACUUAAGGGUAUUACUACUGAAGUGGUUGAUCGAGUAUACAAUGAAUACAUAGGGAAUGCAGAAAACCGUGCUCAGGUGCGAGAUGGCCUUCUUGAUGCCAUAGGAGACCCUUUGUUUGUUCUCUCUGCCAUUGAAGUGGCUAGAUACCAUAGAGACGCUGGCAACCCAGUCUACUUUUAUGAAUUUCAGCACCGGCCAAGUUCAGCGGCAGGUGUUGUACCAGAUUUUGUAAAAGCAGAUCAUGGAGAUGAGAUUGCCUUUGUCUUUGGAAAGCCAUUCUUAGCCGGGUAUGCUACAGAAGAAGAAAAUAAACUUAGCAGAACUGUUAUGAGAUACUGGACUAACUUUGCUAGAAAUGGAAAUCCCAAUGGAGAAGAUUUGGUCCAUUGGCCUCGGUAUGAUCUGGAUGAAAGAUACCUGGAAAUAGACCUAAUGCAAAAGGCAGCAAAGAAAUUGAAAGAACGCAAAAUGGAGUUUUGGACGCAGCUCACAAAACAAACGAUGAAUGAAAGGAGAGAACACACAGAUUUAUAAGAGUUGUGGAGGGUACAGUUUGCAUUUAAAACCCGAGGUAAAGUCAAACAAAAUUAGUUUGUCAGGAUGCAGAGUUUAAUAAUCACCUUCUAAUUCACUAUUACGUAAUCUGUUGUCAUAAUCACAGCGAAAAGAGAGAACCGAGGGAAAUCUGGAAUGUUUAAGGGACUAAAAAUUGCUAUUUAAUGAAGCAAGCAGAAAAACCCCACAAUCUUUCAGAUUCAAAAAGACCAUGGUAUCUACUCUGUGGAUAUCAAAACUGAAUAAUGCUCCUGUGAGAAGGGGGAAUGAGGGAGGAAUUUGGCAAAUAUAUUGAAAUCUGUAAGAAAUAAUCUAUACAGUGUCUAUCAUAAGUGUCAUAAUAUGUUAUGUGCAUAUUCCCCUCUUCUUUCAGAAGAGAAUGAUCAGUUGUCAUUCUUACAGCCUCUUUCCACUUUUUUAAAUUGGAAAUAGCUUGUAGGGAGCAGGACAUCCAUCAAAAAACACCUGUCAGGGUGGGCUUGACAUCUCGCAAAUGAGGACAGAAAAUCUCCACUUGUUUUCUUGUUUUGUAAACUGUUAUAAAUAAAUGUUGCUUUUGAUUUUUUUUGAACUUCC
Chroicocephalus ridibundus (black-headed gull) is the source of this 4359-nucleotide messenger RNA. RefSeq names its product fatty acyl-CoA hydrolase precursor, medium chain-like. The record is from RefSeq and is a predicted model, not a curated record. Lineage: Eukaryota; Metazoa; Chordata; Aves; Charadriiformes; Laridae. Bases 2038 to 3762 code for a protein of 574 amino acids. The transcript has 14 exons.